This is a messenger RNA of Malurus melanocephalus (red-backed fairy wren), 977 nucleotides long. RefSeq names its product vitamin K-dependent gamma-carboxylase-like. NCBI's taxonomy places the organism in Eukaryota, Metazoa, Chordata, Aves, Passeriformes, Maluridae. Gene Ontology annotation, biological process: peptidyl-glutamic acid carboxylation. The record is from RefSeq and is a predicted model, not a curated record. The annotation marks the transcript as partial. The transcript has 5 exons. Gene Ontology annotation, molecular function: vitamin binding; gamma-glutamyl carboxylase activity.
GGUGCUGCGGGCUGUUGACACCUUGUCCCCCCAGACUCGUGGACCCCCGGGUGGACCUGGUCCGUGCCCCGUGGUCSCCGUGGACCCCCACGCCGUGGCUGCUGCCGCUGCUGGUGGAUCUGUCGCCGUGGCGCCAGCGGCUGCAGGAGCUGGAGGCGCAGCUGGACGCACACACGGACACCGUGUUCAUCGCCGACUUCCCCGGCCUGCACCUGGAGAACUUUGUGAGCGAGGACCUGGGGAACACGAGCCUGCGGGUGCUGCAGGGGCAGGUGCUGGUGGAGCUGGUGGAGCAGCAGCAGAACCACUCGCUGCAGGAGGGUGAAGGGAUGCAGCUGCCAGCAGGGCAGUACCACAAGGUGCACACGGUGUCUGCGAAACCCUCGUGCUACAUGUACCUGUACGUGAACACCACAGCGCUGGAGCUGGAGCGGAACCUGACGCGGCUGCGGGAACUGCGGGAGCGCGUGCGCAACGGCWCCGAACAGUCCCCGCUGCCCCCCGAGCUGCGGCCCAUCCUGGGGGAGCCCCCACCCGCGGGGGUCCCGCUGGACCCGGUGGUGUCGCUGUUCCUGCGGCGGGAGCAGCGGGAGCAGCGGCGGGAACGGGAAUCCAGCCUGGCCCAGCGCCUCCGCCGCUUCUUCCGCAGGAARUUCUUCCUCUUCCGUCGCAGUGCCCUGAUGACGCUCAUCGCACUGCGGAACCUGGCACUGGGCCGCCCGUCCCCAGAGCGCCUGGCACAGGAGGUGGCCUUCGCCAGCUGGCGUGGGGAGGAGGAGGAGGCUCGGCCCGAGACUGGUGGGGGUGCCCACAGGGGCCCCGAGCUCUGAAAGCCCCAAAUAAAUGCUGUUUUUUUAUGCCAAAAAUCCUCCCGUGUGUCAGUCUCCCCCUGUACCCCAGUUUCUCCCAGUAACUGGCCAUCCUUGCCCUGUGUGCUCCCAGGCUGUGUACCCAUUUCCCUCCAUCCCCAGCUCCUC